Fomitiporia mediterranea MF3/22 is the source of this 744-nucleotide messenger RNA. Its product is annotated as DCP2-domain-containing protein. Gene Ontology annotation, cellular component: P-body; cytoplasm. The record is from RefSeq and is a predicted model, not a curated record. Gene Ontology annotation, molecular function: RNA binding; manganese ion binding; 5'-(N(7)-methylguanosine 5'-triphospho)-[mRNA] hydrolase activity. Gene Ontology annotation, biological process: nuclear-transcribed mRNA catabolic process, nonsense-mediated decay; deadenylation-dependent decapping of nuclear-transcribed mRNA. Bases 1 to 744 code for a protein of 247 amino acids. The transcript has 6 exons. Lineage: Eukaryota; Fungi; Basidiomycota; Agaricomycetes; Hymenochaetales; Hymenochaetaceae.
AUGGCUUCGUCCUCUUCAUCAUCUUCUCCAGAAAUAUCACACUCGGCCCCGACCUUUGACCCUUCCUUCUUCUCAGAUGCCUCGCUCGACGAGGUGCUCGAGGAAUUAUCCACUCGAUUUAUCAUGAAUCUUCCGGAUCAAGAGUUGGAAUCCGUUGAGCGGAUGUGCUUCCAAGUCGAACAAGCGCACUGGUACUACGAGGAUUUUAUGCGCGAAGCGAAUCCAAAGCUUCCAAGCUUGACGCUCAAGAGAUUUUCUUCCAUCUUUUUUAACUCAUGUCCCCUUCUUCGUCAAUGGAGCGCCGAACACGAGCAAUACUUCAACACCUUUAUGCAGUACAAGGUUCGCGUUCCCGUGUGUGGCGCGAUCAUGCUCAACGACAAAUGGGAUAAGUGUAUACUUGUGAAGGGCUGGAAGUCGUCCGCAGGCUGGAGCUUUCCUAAGGGAAAGAUCAACCAGAAUGAGCCAGCACACGAGUGUGCAGCACGCGAGGUAGUCGCAGAAGAAACCGGUUUCAACAUCUCUGAAUAUAUUCGCCCAAAGGACUGCAUUGAAAUGACGAUAAGAGAGCAACGGGUGACGCUUUUCAUCGUAGGAGGGAUCCCCGAGGACUAUCCCUUCCAUACUCGUACUAGAAAGGAGAUCAGCAAAAUUGAUUGGUUUAAGCUUUCGGACCUCCCUUCUUGGAAGCGUAAUAAACAAGUUCCUGGGAAGUUUUAUUUGAUUUCUCCUUUUGUCCAGUGA